Molecule: messenger RNA, 1194 nt
Organism: Fonsecaea monophora
Lineage: Eukaryota; Fungi; Ascomycota; Eurotiomycetes; Chaetothyriales; Herpotrichiellaceae
Exons: 2
Coding region: 1-1194 (397 amino acids)
Source: RefSeq, a predicted model, not a curated record
AUGGCCAAAGACAAGUCACGGAAACACGCAAAUGGCAAGCGUCAUUCGAGUGUCACUCCGCAGAAAUCCACCCGCCUCACGCAAGACAUUGUCGAUCUCACCAAAACGGACCCGUGGGCUCACCAGGCGAGACGAGCACGGUCUGUCGCGGCGGGCGCCGUUCCCGACUCCGGUUCCAAACUGACACCACUGUCACCAGCCUUUGGCGGGAGAAAAGUUGUGGAUGCAGGAUCGGCACCGCGUCUACAGACCACGAUCGAGGUUCCGCAAGAUCCCAAAUCAAACCCCACCUACAUCUUUCAACAGCUGGCCUUGUCCAAGAAUCGUGCCAACACUCGACCUUCGUUCUAUGGAGCAGUAGGUGCCGAUGACGGCGAAGCUUCGAGCAGGAGUGAUGCCACCGAGCGUGACAGUACUCCGACUCCCGGCCACACAGGGACCAGAGACAAAACUAAGCCAAAGAAGAAGAGGAGGUCUACUGAGGGCAAUGGCAGGGAGCAGCUGCAAGACAGGGGAAAUGAAAAGAGGUCAGCAGACACGGGAAAAGCUCAGCAUCAGGAGAAAGAGGCCAGGCAGCGAGAAGACAAGAAGAAACGCAAGGACGAGAAAAAGAAGAAACAGCCGACCACUCCAACCGAGGCACGACCAGUCGAGUCACGCAAGCGCAAACGUAACGAUGAAGAAGCCGAGGCUUUCAAACGCCGCGUCGAAGUCGAAGCUAAUGCGGUCAAGAGGCUUCGGGAAAGCCUUCCAGCCGUCCGCCUUGAUCGCGUGUCCCGCAGACUUGAACGGGAAGAGGGCAUUAAGCCGACCGAGAUGGCUGUGCUGCUCGUUACCUCUAGAGAAACAAUCAUCGACCUCGCGAGACAGCAGGUGUUGCAAACCGAAAGGGCCCAGAAGACCAUCCAGGACGAGUUGUUGAGAAUACUGAAGGAACAGAAUGAGAGGCUCGUCGAGCUGGAGGGAAAGACCAAACCCAGGGUGACGCCAUUGUUGGUGAAACAUGCUCAGGAGAGGGAGGUCGAGGUGAUUGACGAUAGCUCUUCUUCCUCCUCUUCUGACAACAGCAGCAGUGACAGCGAUGAUGAUGACGAUGACGACGACGACGAAAGUGUACAGGAGUCACAUGUCGGUAGGAAAUCCAAUAACCCCUUGCCAGCGCAGAAACCUCUUGACAGAUGCCCGACUCAGUAA